AUGUGUCUUUUACUCUCACCACCUGCUAUCUGUACUCAUAUCUUUUCCUCUUGCCACCUGCUCUCUGUACUGAUGUCUUUGUCUUGCCACCAGCUCUCUGUACUCGUGUCUUUUCGUCUUGCCACCUGCUCUCUGUACUCGUGUCUUUUCCUCUUGCCACCUGCUCUCUGUACUCGUGUCUUUUCGUCUUGCCACCUGCUCUCUGUACUAAAUGUCUUUUCCUCUCGCCACCUGCUCUCUCUGUACUCGUGUCUUUUCGUCUUGCCACCUGCUCUCUGUCCGUGUCUUUUCCUCUCGCCACCUGCUCUCUGUACUCGUGUCUUUUCGUCUUGCCACCUGCUCUCUGUACUCGUGUCUUUUCCUCUCGCCACCUGCUCUCUGUACUCGUGUCUUUUCGUCUUGCCACCUGCUCUCUGUACUCGUGUCUUUUCCUCUCGCCACCUGCUCUCUGUACUCGUGUCUUUUCCUCUUGCCACCUGCUCUCUGUACUCGUGUCUUUUCCUCUCGCCACCUGCUCUCUGUACUCGUGUCUUUUCCUCUUGCCACCUGCUCUCUGUACUCAUGUCUUUUUGUCUUGCCACCUGCUCUCUGUACUCGUGUCUUUUCCUCUUGCCACCUGCUCUCUGUACUGAUGUCUUUUCCUCUUGCCACCUGCUCUCUGUACUCGUGUCUUUUCCUCUUGCCACCUGCUCUCUGUACUCAUGUCUUUUCCCUCUCGCCACCUGCUCUCUGCUUUCGUGUCUUUUCCUCUUGCCACCUGCUCUCUGUACUGAUGUCUUUUGUCUUGCCACCUGCUCUCUGUACUCAUGUCUUUCCUCUUGCCACCUGCUCUCUGUACUCAUGUCUUUUCCUCUUGCCACCUGCUCUCUGUACUCGUGUCUUUUCGUCUUGCCACCUGCUCUCUGUACUGAUGUCUUUUCCUCUUGCCACCUGCUCUCUGUACUCAUGUCUUUUCCUCUUGCCACCUGCUCUCUGUACUGA
Molecule: messenger RNA, 981 nt
Organism: Acanthosepion pharaonis
Lineage: Eukaryota; Metazoa; Mollusca; Cephalopoda; Sepiida; Sepiidae
Source: the annotation of a GenBank genome assembly